This is a messenger RNA of Miscanthus lutarioriparius, 489 nucleotides long. The record is from the annotation of a GenBank genome assembly. NCBI's taxonomy places the organism in Eukaryota, Viridiplantae, Streptophyta, Magnoliopsida, Poales, Poaceae.
AUGGAGGUAGAUGCUUGCUACAACUACGGCUUCCCUCCUGCAGACAGAGGCAGGCACCAACCACCACCUCCACCACCAUAUGGGCAUGGCCCCCUUCCUCACACUGCAGAAGAUGGUGAGUUGUGGGGGUACUUCCCUUGCCCUUUUUGCUACAUCGAGGUUGAGGUGCCUUUCAUCUGCAACCACCUUCAGGAGGAGCAUUGCUUUGACACCAGAAAUGCUGUUUGUCCGAUCUGCGCCAACAAUCUAGGGAAAGACAUGGCUGCACAUUUCAGAGUGCAACACUCGCAUCUUCUCAAGAGGAGGAAGCCUUACAGGCCAAGCUCAUGCCCUGCGGCUGCCACCAGCUCAGCAUCUGGGAAGGGAACAGCAACAUAUGAAGUGAACUCUUACUAUGAAGAGCCAGAACCACAACACUACAGGAUGAGCAGCAGGCCAUACAAAGAUCCUCUCCCAGUUCAUUUGCAGCGUCCCGCAGGCGGUCCCUGA